GUUGACGCUGCGGUUUUUUUUGGCCAAAGUUUUGAUCCGUAAAAAAUGAUGCCAUCUAGCGUCGUGGCCAGGAUUUUCGAACUUCUGGUUGGCUUUGUGUACCCUAGCUACCAGUCUUACAAGGCUAUUCAACAGAGGGACAGCCUAAAAUAUACCCAAUGGCUAAUCUACUGGAUUGUAUUUUCUCUGUUUCUCUCAGUGGAAAAGUUCUCUGACCCUUUUGUUCUUUGGAUCCCAUUUUAUUACGAGACGAAGAUAUUGACCCUACUGUGGCUUGUCAGCCCUGCCACGAAGGGCUCCUCCGUCUUCUACGCCCGUCAUCUGCACCCGUUCCUCGUCAGAAGAGAACAAGAGAUUGACAACUUGAUCAGAGCUUUCAAUUCGCUGAGUUAUGCUGCCAUCAAAAACCUCUUCAAGCAGGGAUUCAAUCUCUUUUGUGUCCUAUGUGGCCAGGUUAACCAUGGUUUCAUUGAACUUAUCAAGUUGAGAUACAACUUGAGGGAAGUUACUGAACAUGCAACAAGGUCAGUUAAUGAUGCAGUCGUUAGUUAUAUGCAUAUUAAGCGAUGGUGUAAUGGUUGCGCGCCUGCUUCUAAUGUUGCAGUGACCGCUUUCGAAUGCAAGCGGAUCCCCGUCUGUCACAUAUCACAUCAGCAGAGCAGACAGGCUGCUCCGGUUGAGCCGCUCGACGAGGAACAUUGUCUCAUCAACUCAAGAGAUAUCGCAUUCCAGACAGACGGCGUGGCGGUUAGCGAGGCUGGAUUUGGCGAUAGGAAUGUUAAAGAAACUCGCAGACUAUGUUCGCUGGGAUGGGGCAUGUUCGUGGCGAGAAAAUUUUGA
Messenger RNA from Helobdella robusta, 840 nucleotides. RefSeq lists its product as hypothetical. Gene Ontology annotation, cellular component: endoplasmic reticulum tubular network; cytoplasmic microtubule; endoplasmic reticulum membrane. Gene Ontology annotation, molecular function: microtubule binding. Bases 46 to 840 code for a protein of 264 amino acids. The record is from RefSeq and is a predicted model, not a curated record. The transcript is spliced from 9 exons. Gene Ontology annotation, biological process: endoplasmic reticulum tubular network organization. Lineage: Eukaryota; Metazoa; Annelida; Clitellata; Rhynchobdellida; Glossiphoniidae.